AUGAGCACCUGCAUCCAGAUAACGGAGGGCGUGGUACCGGGUAUUAACCGCCUUGCGCUGAAAGGCCACAUGGAGCAGUUUGGCCAGGUGGAUCUGGUUCACAUGGGCAAUCGGCAAAACCCGGAAGAGGAGCCCCCGAAGGUUCGCUUCUCGACGCCUGAAGCUGCACAGAGGGCGCUGGAAGCCAUAAACGCUGGACAAGUUGUGAUAGAUGGGAUGCUCCUCAAGGCGCAAUACAUGCAGGGGAAGGGCAGGGGUCGUGGUGCACCGCCCACGGCCACAGAGCGGAAUCUGGAAGUCACAAGCCGUGACCUCUUCCUGGAGCGUGAGCGCGCCCGAGCUCAAGCGAGGGGCGGAGGUGGAGGUGGUGGUAAAGAGCGAAGCCGCAGCCGAGAUCGCAGCAGGGACCGCCGUCGAAGGCGGAGAAGCAGCGAUAGCAGCAGGUCAAAGCGGCGCCGACGCAGCACAAGCAAAAGCCGUGGCAGGAGAAGAUGA
Molecule: messenger RNA, 495 nt
Organism: Symbiodinium sp. CCMP2592
Lineage: Eukaryota; Dinophyceae; Suessiales; Symbiodiniaceae
Source: the annotation of a GenBank genome assembly